This is a messenger RNA of Panicum hallii, 994 nucleotides long. Its product is annotated as eukaryotic translation initiation factor 5A-2. Lineage: Eukaryota; Viridiplantae; Streptophyta; Magnoliopsida; Poales; Poaceae. The transcript is spliced from 6 exons. Gene Ontology annotation, molecular function: RNA binding; ribosome binding; translation elongation factor activity. The record is from RefSeq and is a predicted model, not a curated record. Bases 131 to 616 code for a protein of 161 amino acids. Gene Ontology annotation, biological process: positive regulation of translational termination; positive regulation of translational elongation.
CAGUCCCACUUCCAUCGCCUCACGUCAUUCCCGUCGCCGCCGCUGCGCCGCCUCUGCAGGUCUCGCUCGCCGACCGACUCCUCACAAGGGAAUUCUGCGCGGCCUCUGAUCCGAGGCGGCCGGAGAGGAGAUGUCGGACUCCGAGGAGCACCACUUCGAGUCGAAGGCCGACGCCGGCGCGUCCAAGACCUACCCGCAGCAGGCUGGCACCGUCCGCAAGAACGGCUACCUCGUCAUCAAGAACCGCCCCUGCAAGGUUGUGGAGGUCUCAACCUCUAAAACUGGGAAGCAUGGUCAUGCGAAGUGCCACUUUGUCGCUAUUGACAUCUUCAAUGGCAAGAAGCUUGAAGAUAUUGUCCCCUCUUCGCACAACUGUGAUGUUCCUCAUGUGAAUCGCACUGAAUACCAGCUCAUUGAUAUAUCUGAGGAUGGAUUUGUGAGUCUUCUCACUGAAAAUGGUAACACUAAAGAUGACCUGAGGCUCCCAACUGACGACAACCUGCUUACUCAGAUCAAGGAUGGCUUUGCCGAAGGGAAGGACCUUGUGGUGACAGUCAUGUCUGCCAUGGGAGAGGAGCAAAUCUGCGCGCUGAAGGACAUUGGCCCGAGGAACUAAUCUCAGGCCAUGUAGUUUCUCACAUGUCUGCUGGGUUUUGGUCAAGGAUUGUUUUGGCCUUUUGGGUAUUAUAAGGAGCCCGGAUCACUGAGGAUACACAUAGUUGCAACUUGCAACCACUAGGGAAUUGUAUCGCGUACCGGAUCGGGCUUAUCAAAGCGGUAGGGGACUGUAUCGCAUACCUUCAUCAGAUCGGACCUAUUCAUCUGGAGUCCAAUACCUCAUCCAAAAAUUUCCACCUGUUUCUUUAAUCCUAAAACCCUGUGGCCUUAUCGACCCUCUGCGUAGCCUUCAUUGUGGAGUUUUAUUGUGUUUAUGGUGAAAAAAGGGGGUCCAUCUGAUGAAGCCUGUACUGCCUCACAGUGGAGCCAUUUUUUA